AAUUUUUGUGGGUUUUGUACGCCAUUCAUGUGGAAAAUGGACCCCCCCAUUACAAAAUUUUCAACUUUACUCCUCCACUUGCAACAAACAGCUGCAAACUUGGUAACUUGCGUUCACGCACCUGACCAUAUGCAAAAAAAACUUUGCUCCUCUUUCUUUUCUCUUCUCUUCUUCGAAACACUCUCCCCCUUUUCUUGAAGUGCUGUAAUAGUGCUUAGCCUCUCCACAGCAAUGGUGGACUUUGUGAGCCCGAUCUUGGAUCUCACAUGUCGAUUAUGCGAUUGCAUCGGAAACAAUACAAACUCCAUUCGUCAUCUCCAAGACAAUCUCAACUCUCUGAGAACCGAAAUGGAAAAACUGACGGAGCAAAAAAACGAUGUGAAGACGAGAGUUGAAACCACCGAGAGCCAACAAACGCAACCAACCCAACAAGUCAAUGGCUGGCUUCGAAGAGUAGAAGAAUUGGAGAGGGAAGUGGACAUUGUUUUACAACAGGGUGAUGAAGAGAUCCAGAAGAAGUGUCUCAAACUUUGUCCCAGAAACUGCUGGUCUACGCAUAAACUCGGGAAGAAAGUAUCUAAAAAGCUACAAGCUGUGGCUGAUCUGAUGAACGAAGGAAAUUUCAGCAAUGUGGUUGUACCAUUGCCCCGGGCUCGUGCUGAAGAAAUGCCUCUUGAGAUGACUGUGGGAUUGGAUUCGAAUGUCAACAAGGUCUUGAGCUUCCUUAGAGAUGAUGGCGUGGGAAUUGUCGGCAUAUACGGAAUGGGGGGUGUUGGAAAGACAACCCUCUUGAAGAAACUCAACAAUGAGCUUGCGACUCGGUUGAGUGGUGAGUUCGAUGAGGUGAUAUGGGUUGUGGUGUCCAAAGAUCUAACUGUUGAAAGGGUUCAAGAUAAAAUUGGGAAGAAGCUUGGAUUCACAGAUUACAUAUGGAUGGAUAAAAGUCGAGAGGAGAAAGCCGCAGACAUAUUUAGGGUUUUGAAAAGGAAGAAAUUUGUGCUACUGUUGGAUGACAUAUGGGAGCGACUUGAUCUUCUUGAAGUGGGGGUUCCGCCUCCGGGUAAUCAGAAUAAGACUAAGGUAGUGUUCACGGCCCGAUCUGAGCAAGUGUGUGGGCUUAUGGAAGUGCAAACGAAGAUUAAAGUUGAAUGCCUGAAGUGGCAAAAAGCUUGGGAUUUGUUUCAAAGCAAGGUGGGAGAAGAGACGCUCAAUUCUGAUUCUGAAAUACGGAAGCUAGCGCAAGUUGUUUGCAAAGAAUGCGCUGGUUUGCCACUGGCGCUGAUUACAAUUGGACGAGCCAUGUCUAGCAAGAAAACUCUCCAAGAAUGGAAUUAUGCAAUAGGCUUGUUGAAGAAGUCAACUUCUGAAUUUUCAGGUAUGGGAAACAAUGUGUUUCCUCUUUUGAAGUUCAGUUACGAUAGCUUAUCUGAUGAAAAAACUAGGAAUUGCUUCCUGUAUUGUUCUUUGCAUCCCGAAGAUAUGGAUAUUCCAAUACACCAUAUCAUAACUAUGUGGAUGGGCGAGGGAUUUUUUGAUGAAUGUGAUCAUAUCGACGAGGUUUUCCCCCUGGGCCACGAUAUUAUUGGCAGGUUGAAGCUUGCAUGUUUGUUGGAAAGCUCUCAAUAUGGUCGAGAUUAUUCCAAAAUGCAUGACGUAAUUCGGGACAUGGCAUUGUGGAUACUUUCGGAGAGUGGGAAGAAGUAUUUGGUGCAAGUAGGUCUUCAGCUACUCGUAGCACCUGCUCUUUCUAAAUGGGAGGAGGCUGAAAGAAUAUCGGUGAUGCAAAAUUCUAUUGAAGAAUUAAGUGGAACUCCGAGAUGCCCCAAUCUCUUGUCUUUAAAUCUUCGCAUCAAUGCUUUGAGAACCAUUUCCGAUAGCUUCUUCCAAUUUAUGCCUACUCUCAAAGUUUUAGACUUGUCAGAUAACAGAGAUUUAACAAACCUACCAGCAAGCUUUUUCGGGUUGCUUUCUUUGCAGUAUCUUGAUCUCUCAUCAACGGGCAUAAGAGAAUUGCCAAUCGAGUUUAAGUCGUUGGCAAAGUUAAAGUAUUUGCAUCUGAAUUUUAUGAGAAAACUUGAUAUUAUCCCGCCACGAGUCAUAUCAAGUCUUUUCAUGCUGCAAAUGUUGAAGAUGCACGACACCGGUGUUUUAGAAGGAAUUGAUGAAGGUAGCAUUCUCAUUGGUGGGAAUGAAUUGUUAUUGGAUGAGUUAGAAUGCUUGAAUCACUUGCAAUUUUUAACUUUGACAGUGAAAAGUGAGGCUGCACUCCAAAAAUUGUUAAGUUCACACAAGUUGAGAUGUUGCACAUUUUAUCUAGGCAUCGAACAAUGCAGAGGCUCGAGUUCACUGCAACUGUCUUCUUUACAGAAGAACUUAAAGAGAUUAGAAGGGCUUGAUAUUAGAAAUUGUGAUGAUUUAGAGGAUUUGUCAAUGGAUUGGAUGAGCUCGGAGGAAAGAGGGAGAGCUCAAGUACCUCACAAAUACAAUCUGUGGGAUAUUAACAGUAUAAUAGAUGGAAACAGAAGCUUUCGUAACCUGAAGGAAGUCUUGAUAGUGAACUGCACAGUUUUGAAGGAUCUAACAUGGCUAAUUAGCGCGCCAAACCUUCAAGUGUUAAGAAUUUCUAACUGUGAUGCAAUGGAAGAAAUAAUAGAAGAUGUGUGUUGCAGUAGUAGUGAUACUGCAAUUAGCAGCAGGGAAGGAAGUUUGAGUGUAUUCUCUAGUCUACAAAGGUUGUAUCUUCUUGAACUACCAAACUUAAAGAGCAUUUACAGUCAUCCAUUGCCCUUCCCCUCUUUGACCCAAAUUGUUGUGUCCAACUGUCCGAAGCUCAAAAAACUCCCGUUUGACUCCAACAGCUGUAAAGAUACUCUACGAUCAAUUGACGUCUGUCAGAGACAGUGGUGGGAUGACUUGGAAUGGGAGAAUGAAGAAACUCGCUCUCUUUUCUUUCCACUUUUCAAAUGCGUUGGGCUUGACGUCUCGUGAUUCUGAGGAAGGGUUGCCUUACAUCACAGGUAAAUCUCUAGUGUCAAAGUAUAAACCUCCUGCAUGUUGUCUUUCUGUGCAAUACAAACUCCGGAAUUCUUUGUUUGCUAUAUAUAUAUAUAUAUAUUCAAUUUUUUUCCCCA
Molecule: messenger RNA, 3131 nt
Organism: Cornus florida
Lineage: Eukaryota; Viridiplantae; Streptophyta; Magnoliopsida; Cornales; Cornaceae
Product: probable disease resistance protein At5g63020
Exons: 1
Coding region: 232-2988 (918 amino acids)
Molecular function (GO): protein binding; ATP hydrolysis activity; ADP binding
Source: RefSeq, a predicted model, not a curated record